CAACUCCAUGGAGCUGUGUGGGAGAGCCUUGGCAUCUCACCUAACUCUACAGGCUUGUCUUUGGAAUUACAUGGAAUAACUGCUCCCGAUUUGAUUCAUCAAUGUGAGAAUGUCCAUGACACCAACGUCAUUGCACCGAAAGUCAGAUUUGUCUUCCCAGGGCUCGGGGUCAGUCCUCGGCCAUUCUGCUUCCUCAAGCAAACCCAGGCUUUUCUCAGCAUCACUGCUGCCUUCACAGCACCUUUGCCUCCUGCAACCAUGGCCUCCAAUUCUCGUCUCUAACGAGUCCCUCGGGGAGCUUUGUAAGGAACAAACCUCCUUGAGACAAAUUAAUACUUCAAGGCACUCUGAGUUCUGCUUUGGACUUCUUGAGACUUUUGCUCCGUCUCCUCUAAGGACCUGAGGUUCAAGGACUCAGCAGCAAAUCCACAUUGGGUCCCAUUAAAACACAGACAUCUUUAAUGAGCUCUUUCUCUUCUGGGGUUUUCUUCAGGUCUUCAAGCCUCGUACAGUCUCUUGGAGUCAUCCCCCAGUGACGCUAAAGAGGAAGAUUUCCAAGUGGACCAAAAAAAUGUGGUUUAAUGUCAAGCCUCUAUUUCAUUAAUGUUCACACCAAGGCAGAGGUGACAGAAGCUUCUCCGAAGGCCAUCGAUGCUGAAUGUCUCCUCAGGAGGUCUGGGCAGCAUGGAGAAGCAGUCCCUUGAGCUUUGACCCUUGCUCCGCACCUUCUCAGCCCCCCAUUGUCCCCCUGGCACUUGCACCCCUUCUCCUUCCAUCAGACUUCCCUGAAUUCCAGAGCUGAUGCUCCAUCGCCCCAUCUCCCACAGAAUCCCUAACUCACAGAAUGACCUGAAUCGAACCCCCAGGUCCUUCUCCACGGGGCUGCUCUCUCGCUCCUCAGUCUGUGUGGACACCCAGGGCUGCCGUGUCCCAAGAGCGACACCCAACACUUGUCCUUGUUGAACUUUGUGAGGUGGGCGAUUGCCCGGCUCUCCAAACCCAUCAUCUGUACUGAGAACAGAGGUCAAAAAAGGCAUUAAAUAUCUCUGGGUUCUCUAAAGCCCUGUUUGCGAGGUGUCCAUGAUCAUCAAGAGUUGGGCCAAUGAUUCUGCUGCCCUACCUUUAGUUAUUAACGUAUUUUUGAAAGGGUCUCCGACCCUAUUUUUAAGAGCCCUUUUUAUUGUCCUUCACGGCCAACCCUAACGGAGCUUUAAUUGCACGAAUUUCUCCCCCUCACAUUCUCUGUGCCUGAAAGACAAAGCAGUUGGUGUUCAACAGAGGAGAAUCUGCCUCACAUCAACGUCAGGUCAGGUCGCACCUCAAAUCCUGAGUUCACUUUUGUGCCCCUCACUACAAGAAAGACAUUGAGGUCCUGGAGCACAUCCACAGAAGGUCAAGGAAGCUGGCCAAGGGGCUGGAGAACGAGGGUCAUGAGGAGCAGCUGAGGGAGCUGCGAUUCUUUAGCCUGUUCAGCUACCAGUCAAGCUGGAACAGGAUAGCUUUGACCUUCAAAGAGUCCUCCGCACUUCUCUGCAGGGCUGUUAUCCCACGGCACUCAUCCAGUCAGGUCCCAGAGGUCUCCUGACCACCCACCUGCUUACACAUAACCACCUCCUUUCCUCACCUCUUCUCUCUGCUUUCCCGUUCUCCUUCCUCCACAAACCACCUUGAUCCCACCCGUUGCCUGCGUUUGGUCCUCUCCUGGACAUCCCACGGUAAGCUUUGCCGAGUCUCCAAAUGGCACUUUCUGGCUUCCCAUCAUGAUUCUGAGACACCCAAAGCAGAACCCCUCACGCUCAGUUGGCCAAGUCAUCCUGGGAGGUUCACACCGAUACGUAGGAGCUUUCUUUGGAUGAAUAUUUUGAUAUCUGGGGCUUGAAUUGUUUCUCGGAAAACAUCUCUGAAAACAUCUCUGAAAACACAGCGAUUCACGGCGUAGAAACAGCAAUUCUUUUAAUUUAUGGUUUUGUUGAGGACCACGCCAGAUUCAAUUGCCUCCACGGUUUCUGUAGGUGUUUGCAACCCUGGUUAGAAGGGGUUGGAAGACACUUAGAAGAUCAACUCUCCGGCAGUGGACACGAACAUGUUUCAGUAGUUUACGUUAUUCAAAGUCCCUGAUCUUGGACACAUCCAGAGGACACAUCCAGAACUUCUCUGGGCAAACUGUGCCACUGCCUCCCCACACUCGUCAUGAAACAUUUCUUCCUUAUAUCCAAUGUAAAUGACGCCUCUUCCAGUUCAAACCCGUUGCCCCUUGUCCUGUCACUACAGACCUCCGGAAAAAAGCCUCACUCUGUCUUUCUUGGUCCGUGGCCACCAUGAUUCCAUCUACAAAGACGGUGGAGAGUGUCCAGAGAUCUACCAAGAUUGGGUAGAGACACUUCAAGCGCAGUACACAGAGUUUGAGGGACUUGGACUCAGCGCUAUGGACACUGUAGGAGUUGUCUAAGAGGGCUUGAAGGGUGUUUUCAGCGAUGGUGGAGCUUUUCCUCGUAGUGGAAAGCGACGUGAGAAAGAACUAAUGCCACAAAGCGUAGCUGAGUGGGUCCAGGAGGUACAUGGGAAGAAGGAAAUCUCAGUCCCAGGGCUUUGUGGUGCCUCAUGUCACCGAGAAGGGUUUUGGAUCAGCCCACGGCUUUGUGUCUCAAGGAUGAGCCAGGAAAGCAAGGUGGGGCAGCCGAGGAGAUGACUACAGCCUUCAGGGCAAGAAGCACAAGGGAUGUGAGAGCAUGGGGUGGCCCGUGGUGGAGAGGACAAAGGGAUGUGGAAAAGGUGAAAGCCUUUUCAUGCCUUUGGCAAUGGCUGUUGUCUCUGCCACAGAUGCCUACGAGGCCUCCUUGGCUCCUUGUCCGUACUCAGGAGCCUGGGAGAUGUCAUACCAUAGUCCUGCCCUCGGCAUUGCCCAUCUCCACAUCCAACCGCCCCAGGAAGAGCCCUGAGGGAUGAGUGAGGGACAGGAGCUCUUUCCCACGGACUGAGGGUCAGGGCUUGACCCUUUGGUUGAUGGGGUCAGGGUUUGGCCCUUUGGAUUAAUGAAACGCAUCCAGGUUUCCAGCAUCAGAGCCACCUCUACCGUGCUUUUCCCAGCCUGUCAUCACUGCCUCCACUUUUCCGCUCUAACUGGAGCCUGGAGACCCUUUCCCAGCACUGCCCUCAGUGGGACCCAUUAUCACUACAAGCAAGUUUGGAGUUGGAACUUGACUUGGACUUCUUGAGAGGUUUGCUCGGGUUAUUCUAAUGGUCUGAGGGUCAUGGGCUCAGCAUCAAACCCACCAGAGGGGUCAUUAAAACGCCCUGGGCUGCUGCUCUUCGGCUGCUGAGCUGGGCUGGGCUCCUGGGACAGAGGGAGCUCCUGGGACAGAGGGAGCUCCUGGGACAGAGGGAGCUCCUGGCAAGGGAGCCAACUCUACAAAGAGCCAACUCUGCCCAGGAGCAGCUCCUCUGCAAACCCAGAAGCGCUGAGGGCACCGCAGAGGGCAGAGAGGAGAGGCUGGAGGAAUGCUCACAGCUCUUUACACGGUGAACCUCUGGCUGUAGGAUAAUGCUGGUGAGGUUCCUGGAGGCAUCUCCUACAGCUUGUCGCAUCCCACAGGUUCCAGGCUCUGGGUUCCAGGACAAAGACUCACUCAGCUGCCAGGGUCAGCGCUCCACCUGCCCGUGGAGCUCCCCAUGGCACCGUGGGGAGAAGCUGUGAGGGGGAAAGAGUGACCCCUGGUAAGAAAGGGCAGAGUCCUUCUCUUAUCGAGAGCACACGGUGUGGUUCAGCACUGCUCGCAGAUGCGGAUGGCAAUGGGGGAUUUUCCGGUGUCCCAGCUUUGCUCUGAGCCGUGGGCAAAUGCAGUCAGUGGGACCGGGGAAGGACCUCCAUCUCCCUUCUUGAAAUGCUGAACCCCAGCAGUGUCCCCUGUGUCCCCACCAUCCCCAUGACCCCCCCCUGGAUGCAGAGCAGGGCUGACCCAUCGAGAAACAACAGGCAGAGGCACGGAGCAGAGCUCCAGGCACGGAGAUAAAGGAAGGGCUGUGAGGAACGGGACAGAGCGUGUGGGGCAGAGGGAGAAGGGGGAAUGGGAAAUGGCUUUGGUUCUGCAUAGAGAGGUCCUCACUAACUCCUCGCUGUCUUUCUCUUCAUGCCCAGUGCUUCACAUUUAGAGGCAGCAGAUGUCCAACAGCAGCUCCAUCACCCAGUUCCUCCUCCUGGCAUUCGCAGACACACGGGAGCUGCAGCUCUUGCACUUCUGGCUCUUCCUGGGCAUCUACCUGGCUGCCCUCCUGGGCAACGGCCUCAUCAUCACCACCAUCGCCUGCGACCACCACCUCCACACCCCCAUGUACUUCUUCCUCUUCAACCUCUCCAUCCUCGACCUGGGCUCCAUCUCCACCACUGUCCCCAAAUCCAUGGCCAAUUCCCUCUGGGGCACCGGGGCUAUUUCCUACUCAGAAUGUGCUGUCCAAGUCUUUCUUUUUCUCUUUCUGAUGUCAGCAGAGUAUUAUCUUCUCACGGUGAUGUCCUACGACCGCUACGUCGCCAUCUGCAAACCCCUGCACUACGGGACCCUCCUGGGCGGCAGCGCUUGUGUCCACAUGGCAGCAGCUGUUUGGGGCACUGCGUUUCUUUACGCUCUGCUGCACACAUCCAACACAUUUUCCCUGUCCUUCUGCCGGGGCAAUGCUGUGGACCAGUUCUUCUGUGAAAUCCCUCAGAUCCUCAAGCUCUCCUGCUCGGACAAUUACCUCAGAGAAGCUGCGCUGCUCGUGGUCAGUUGCUGCGUAGUGGUGGGGUGUUUUGUUUUCAUUGUGGUGUCCUACGUGCAGAUCUUCAGGGCUGUGCUGAGGAUCCCCUCGGAGCAAGGACGGCACAAAGCCUUCUCCACGUGCCUCUCCCACCUGGCCGCGGUCUCCCUCUUUGUCAGCACUGACACAGUCGCCUACCUGAAGCCCCUUUCCAUCUCUUCCCCACUUCUAAAUCUGGUGGUGUCCAUUCUCUAUGCGGUGGUGUCUCCAGCCAUGAACCCCCUCAUCUACAGCCUGAGGAACAAGGAGAUCAAGGAUGCCCUGAAGAGACUGAUUCUACCAACCUAACUCAGCACGGAGGUGCCCAUCUGUCCCCACGAGUCACCUAACAGUUACUUUAGGACACAUUUGUGUGUUGGCCUUUGUAGUUACCAACAUCUCUGUAGGCAAAUAUUUGCCUUCAUCCUUCUUCCCAGACCAUCCGACUCAGUGACCUUUUGGAAAUGAGUCCACCUCAAGGUCAACGCUUCACCUCUGUAAUAAAAGAGCAUUUCCUCAACGCCGUGGGAGACGUUUGGGCUUUCUUUAACAAAAAGGAGGUGCAGAAGGAACCCACGGAACGGAAGGCUGAAAGGUCUUGAUGCUGCGCUUGGGUGCUGCUGGUGGUCACGGGGUGAAGGGCAUGGAGCAUUGUUUACUGCAAUAAGGUUUAGACUGAACCAUGACUUGUGGGUGCCCAGGACCUCCGGAGGUCCUGAGCAAUCAAGAGGUAUCUUCUGGGGAGCUCCCAGGGAGCUGAGGGAGCAGCAUGAAGUCACAGCGAGGCCACUCUCCAUCAUCUUCCAGAGGUCAUGGAGAGUAGGGGGAACUCCCCGACCGCCGGCACCACCACUCCCACGUCGCACGCCCUUUUCAGAAAUAGCAGGGAAUUAAAGGGCUGUGCUCCAGACCUCGUCCACUCGGAUCCGAGGCUGCCCAGGGAGGUGGUGGAGUCGCCUUCCCUGGAGGUGUUUAAGGAACGGGUGGAUGAAGCGCUGAGGGACAUGGUUUAGGGAGUGUUAGGAAUGGUUGGACUCCAUGAUCCAAUGGGUCCUUUCCAACCUGGUGAUUCUGUGAUUC
Cuculus canorus (common cuckoo) is the source of this 5850-nucleotide messenger RNA. Its product is annotated as olfactory receptor 14A16-like. NCBI's taxonomy places the organism in Eukaryota, Metazoa, Chordata, Aves, Cuculiformes, Cuculidae. Gene Ontology annotation, molecular function: G protein-coupled receptor activity; olfactory receptor activity. Gene Ontology annotation, biological process: G protein-coupled receptor signaling pathway. Bases 4159 to 5079 code for a protein of 306 amino acids. Gene Ontology annotation, cellular component: membrane. The transcript has a single exon. The record is from RefSeq and is a predicted model, not a curated record.